Rhincodon typus (whale shark) is the source of this 582-nucleotide messenger RNA. RefSeq names its product cysteine and glycine-rich protein 3 (cardiac LIM protein) (gene csrp3). Gene Ontology annotation, biological process: sarcomere organization; cardiac muscle contraction; muscle tissue development. The record is from RefSeq and is a predicted model, not a curated record. The transcript is spliced from 6 exons. The coding region runs from base 1 to 582 and encodes 193 amino acids. Gene Ontology annotation, molecular function: actinin binding; structural constituent of muscle. Lineage: Eukaryota; Metazoa; Chordata; Chondrichthyes; Orectolobiformes; Rhincodontidae. Gene Ontology annotation, cellular component: Z disc; nucleus; cytoplasm.
AUGCCACAGUGGGGUGGUGGAGCCAAAUGUGCUGCCUGUGAAAAGACAGUCUACCAUGCUGAGGAGAUACAAUGCAACAGCAGAAGUUUCCAUAAAACCUGCUUUAUCUGCAUGAACUGUAGAAAAGCCCUGGACAGCACUACAGUGGCUGCACAUGAAGCUGAGAUCUACUGCAAGGCUUGCUACGGCAAGAAAUAUGGGCCAAAAGGCUAUGGUUAUGGUCAAGGUGCUGGUACCCUUAGCUCUGAGACACUGGAAACUCCUGGCACGCAUCAUGUGGAAGAUCCAGGUCCUCGUCCCUCUGCAAACCCUAGCUCCUCCAAAUUUGCUCACAAAUUUGGUGGUGCCGAAAAGUGCCCACGAUGCAGUAAAUCUGUGUAUGCAGCCGAGAAGGUGAUUGGAGGAGGAAAGGCAUGGCACAAAACCUGCUUCCGCUGUGCACUGUGUGGUAAGAGUUUGGAGUCUACCACGGUCACUGACAAAGAUGGAGAAAUUUACUGCAAAGCUUGUUACGCGAGGAACUUUGGUCCAAAAGGCGUAGGACAUGGGCAGUCUGGUGGAGCCUUACCAAGCACAGAUUGA